Molecule: messenger RNA, 3013 nt
Organism: Manduca sexta (tobacco hornworm)
Lineage: Eukaryota; Metazoa; Arthropoda; Insecta; Lepidoptera; Sphingidae
Exons: 15
Coding region: 107-2602 (831 amino acids)
Cellular component (GO): lysosome
Molecular function (GO): cysteine-type endopeptidase activity
Source: RefSeq, a predicted model, not a curated record
GCCGCGUGCUGCCCAAUGUCUUCGGCGGUCUCGUGGUGUCGGCCAGGAGUCGUCAGUGGACCUCCAUCGAGGACGCACUUCGCCGCGCCGCGAGACUCGUAGCAGUAUGGCCGCCACACUCGCGCUCGCACUCGCCGUGCUGCUCGGCGCAGCGUCCGCGGCGCCGAACGAGAUUGUCACCCUGCGCGCCCUGGAUCCGGCACUCGCGCCUCCAGCAGCCCCUGCACCGGACGCCACGCGUCGCGCAGUUCGCGCCACCACCGCUGACGCGUGGUUCAACCUCAUAUCCGAAUACAUAGGUGGGGGAGAAGCGACAACUGCGGAAGGAGAUGCGACGAGCUGGUUCCCACGCCCUGUACCCGUCGUGUUGCCGCUCGGUGCUGGCUCUGACCAGAAGCCGUUAUCCAUGCCGGUACUACUGGUGCCAGUGCCGGUCCCCGUCUCCGCUCCACGCGCUCCCGCAGAAUGCUCGUCGCAGACACGCGCAAGUGCGGUUCCUGAGACGACUAAGCCGAGCGGUCGAUGGCAGCUGAAAUCUCGGCAGCGUGUCCGCCCCGCCCCGCAGCGGGAGCACUACCAGCUAAGAAAAGACGUCGUGCUGCCAGCCGCUCUUACCUCUGCACCCAAUUCCGCACCUGCCACUGCCCCGAUUCCCGUCUCAAUGGACAUCUCUACCGUCCUCAGACCCACUGCACCGCAAAACAACGGCGUCCGAAAGCCGUCAAACCAACUGCUUCUCGUCCCCGCUGGGUCGCCGCAAUGGCUUGUGGAGCUGUUCCGCGUACAACUCCCGACUGACCCGCACCUGCCACCGAUGGUGAUCUCGCACGAUGAGAACGAGGAAGAGGAUAAAGUCCGACGUCCUACCCCACCGGCCGGCUCGGCACCCACCCGACCUCUACGCAGCGACCAAGGAGCCAAGACGACCACCCUCGCCGAGCCUCCACGGCCGCGGUUCGAUCGGUCGCUCAUGCUCCGCGGCGAACUGACCGUGCCGCGCGCCGGCUACACGGAAUCUUACAUCGCGUGGUGGGACUCGCAGAGCGGUGCCGCUCGUGUGGACUACUUCGACGGCGGCACCUCCACGUACCGGCUGGUGGGUGCGGACGGCAGCAUGCGCGGCGUGCGUGUGAGCAUGGACCGCACGGGCGAGCGGCACGUGGUUCGCUGCGCCGUGACCGCGCCGCGCCGCGCCUCGCUCAUGGACCGCGCGCCGCCCGCGCUGCCGCACCUGGGGCUCUUCUCCUUCGCCGGGUACGUGGAGACGGCCGGCGGGCGCGUGGAGCGCUGGCGGCACACGGUGGCGGGGCGCGGCGGCGAGCUCGGCGGAGUGCGGGGGGAGGCGCUCACCUUCCGACACGAGCUCGAGCUGCAGCGAGCCGCUGACAACGAUACCGCGCUGCCUCUCAAGUACACCGUGUCAGUGGACAGCUCCGUGCUAGGCGCCGACUGCGAGGGGUACGAGCAUCGCUACACGGAGGUGCGGCUCGGCGAGCACGAGCCCGCGCUCCUGCGCCUCGACACAGAGGAGGUGUGCGAGGAGACCGAGCUGACCGAGCAGUGGGAGCUGGUGGAGCCGCUGCGGGAGUUCACCCUGGAGUACCGCGACCCCAGAUACAACGGCCUGUUUGACAGUUUCCAGGAGCAGUACGACCGCGCCUACGCGGGCGAUACCGAGCAAGCGGUGCGCAAGGCACUGCUCAUUCAGCACUUGCGCUUCAUAGACGCCGGUAACCGCAUGGGCAGUACCGCGCUUCUGGGUAACAACUUCCUCGGCGACCGACUUGACACGGAGUUAGAGAGUCUAUACGGCGUCGACACCACCGGAGUGACGGACGAGCUGGCGAACGGUGCCACGGGCAAUGUGCGAACGCGUCGCGACACCGAGCUACUGCCACAGGAAUUCGACUGGCGCAAGAAAGGCGGCGUCACCGAAGUGCGCUUCCAAGGCACGACGUGCGCCUCAUGCUGGGCGUUCGCCGUGACGGGCGCCGUGGAGGGCGCGCUCUUCGUGCGCACGGGACGUCUGACGCGGCUCAGCGAGCAACAGCUGGUGGACUGCGCCGGCCGGUUCGGCGGGCGCGGAUGUAACGGCACCUGGCCGAGGGCCGCUUAUGACUACAUACAGCAGCGUGGUUUAAAUGAACAUAAGAGCUAUGUUCCAUACGUAGCGCGACAAACCGCGUCGUGCCUGGACGGCGCGUACUCACCAGCGACGUACAUCAGCGGGCACGUGAACGUGACGCAGUUCAGCGUGCGUGCGCUGAAGGCGGCCGUGCGCCAACACGCGCCCGCCGUCGUCAUCGUCGACGGGAAGGCCAAGAGCUUCAUCUUCUACAAGGACGGCGUGCUGGAGGACAACCGCUGCGGUAAGCGGCUCCGGAAGCUGAACCACGCGGUGCUGGCAGUGGGCUGGGGGGAGAAGAACGGCGCGCCCUAUUUCAUACUGAAGAACUCGUGGUCAGAGCGCUGGGGCGAAGAGGGAUACGUCAAAGUGGCCGCCGAGUCUAACACUUGCGGAGUCCUCACAGCCCCCUCGUACCCCAUUCUGGACCGAGAGAACGUGGUUCAACGAGAACCGGCAGGCGCACGCGCUGCCUAGCACGGUCGAUAGAGAUUGUUUAUAAUGUUACUGUGAAAGCUCGAAAUAUGGCCGAUUCAGAUCUAAGCUUUUGAGCUAUUCACAUUUUGAGCUUCUGCCACCAUCCACUCUCUAAAUAUUGUUUUACUUUAAGGUUGUGGUUAAUGUCAACAGCAAUUAACCCACAUUAUGUAUGUUGUCAGAACUAUCGGGAGGUUCGUUGGACUAAGUUGGAACUGGAAAUACUGAUAUGCGAAGUGAGCCGAAGGGGUCGGCGAGUGCCAAAAAUAAAUAAUAUUUAAAUGAACACUUAUUUGCAUUUGCCUUUAUGUACACAAUGAGGUUACAAUAGUUUUAGUUGUCGAAAAAGUUCUUCGAUGCACCAUAAGAGCUUGACUAAGUAUCUAUUAAAAUAAAUUAUUGGGAAAUAAA